Messenger RNA from Iphiclides podalirius (scarce swallowtail), 2997 nucleotides. The record is from the annotation of a GenBank genome assembly. NCBI's taxonomy places the organism in Eukaryota, Metazoa, Arthropoda, Insecta, Lepidoptera, Papilionidae.
AUGGACGCCGACUACAUGCAGAGUCGGAGGGAAGAAGUCUUAGCUCAACGAGAAAAACGGUGGAGCAUGAACUCCCAGAGAUUGGAAGAAAUUGUGGCGGAGCUGAUGAAGCCCAUCAGCGACGUCCGCCGUAGUUUCGAUACCGAUCUUUGCGCGCUGUUGGAGGAGUACCUGACGGAGGCGGGGCUGCGGGCCCUGGAGGCCGGGGAGCAGCCGGGGCCCAGCAGCGCCGCGCACGAGGGCUACGCGCCAGUGGUGCCCAACUUCGCGGAGCUGGCACUGCUACUGCAGCACUCCGCCUGCCUCUACGGCCGCAAGGUGGACUUCCUCUACCAGCAUGUGAUCAACAUGAGCGACUCGCUCCACAACAGCACCGGGGACGCGACGGGCGGCGCUGAGGAGCACCAACCAGCCGCUGGGGUCCGUAGAAGACGGGCGCCGGCUACCGCUGGAGAGCUGAGGGUCGUGGACUUCGUAGCCCUAGAGCUGGAUGGGUGCCAGACGGCGAGGCGGGAGAGCGAGCCCUCUCGGCCACCGCCCACCCUGCCACGGCUGUAUCUGCAGCUGGAGCCGCGGGUGCCCACCGCCGCGGACGCCCAACUCCUCGACUACCAGGCGGAGCCGAUCGGCCUCCUGCCCGACUUCCACGUCGCCUGGCGACUGCAGAACGGCCUCCUCGUCGAGGACCUGUGCCAGCCGGAGGGCGGCGAGGUGGCGUCGGCCACGCUGCGGGCGCCGCCGCUGGAGCAGCUGCAGGCGGCGCUGGAGGCGGCCGCGCCCCCCGACCCCCCGGAGCCGUUCCACUGCUCCACGCCCUUGCCGGAGCCCGCCGCAACAGAGGACGAGGCGCUGCCGCGGCCGCUCGCCCUGCUGGACCUCUCGCGCGUCCUCGACUCCACCCCGAAGCGGCGGGACCGCAAGCGCAAGCGCGCCGCCAGCAUCGACGACCUGUUGGGCCGGACGGUCAAGCUCAACAUCAGCGCAGAGGCCCAGAGCAGAUUGCUGGAGGUCAAAGAGUUCAGCGUGGCCAAGGCCUGGAUCCGUCGCGUUGUGGACAGCCGGAAGAAGCGGAUUCUGUCCAUGCGCCGCAAACUCUGCUCGCCCUUCUCGCCGCCCGACCAAAACGGUUUCAUCGGCUGGAGUCGAAGGGAGGCGGCGGUGGCACGGCUGGCGACCAAACGGGCCGACGAGUCUGACGACGACGGCUUCUUCGAGCAGAGCUCCCUCGGCGAGGAGAACGGCGAGGAGUCCGCGCACAUCACCACCCACCCGUCCCCUCUCUCCAGCCCUCAGGCGGAAAUCACGAGCGUGGCAGCGGCCAAUGCCAAGUGGAGCGCGUGGCAGGAGCAGGUGUUGCAGCGUGCCGCUCGCCAGGAGGGGCAGGUGGUCGACAUUCAGGCGACGGCGGCGCGCGUUCUGCUCCACGUGCAGAAGGAGAAGGAGCGCAGGACCCUGGAGCAGAUAAUGCAGCUUGAUGCCGCCGCACCCGUAACAAAUGGGUACGGACCCAUAGAGAAUGGACACGGACCCGUAGAGAAUGGGCACGGCCCCAUAGAGAAUGGGCACGGACCCACGGAGAAUGGGUUCGGACCCGUAGAGAAUGGGCACAUGCAAUACGAGCACCAGAACGCGCUCUUAGAGAAUGGUCAUCCGCAGCAGCAAUGCGAUGGGGAUGACUCGAUGUCGUGCCCACGACUUCUUAGCAUCGCCGAAAACGAGACAGACGUUUCGCGGUUGUUCCUAUCCACGCUCUUUUUGGCAAACGCGGGGAACAUAGAAAUUGUCCAGGGUCCCCCAUUGACCAUGAACUCUUUCUCCGUUCGCCUACUGUCAACAGACGAACGGCUGUACCGCGCUGUCACCGCCGCGGACGAACAGAUUCUACGGGAAAAUAAAUUGCUUUUCACCAAGUCCGUAUAUGACUUGCAAAUAAAAUGCGCAAGUUAUUCGUCCUCCUGGCUUUCGUCGCUGCAUGCGCAGCUGACAUUACGAGGAUCCCUCUGUAUCGCAUGCAAACCAUUAUCAAAUUACCUUGAUGCCCAAUACUACGGACCAAUCUCGAUAGGCAACCCGCCGCAGACCUUCAAGGUGGUCUUCGACACUGGCUCCUCGAACCUCUGGGUUCCCUCCAAGAAGUGCCACUUUACCAACAUCGCAUGCCUGCUGCACAAUAAGUACGACAGCAGCAAGUCUCGCUCGUACGUGAAGAACGGAACAAACUUCGCGAUCCACUACGGCUCCGGAAGCCUGUCGGGUUUCCUCUCGCAGGACGACGUCACCGUGGGUGGUAUCACAGUACGCGGCCAGACCUUCGCCGAGGCGAUUUCGGAGCCCGGGCUGGCCUUCGUGGCUGCAAAGUUCGACGGGAUACUCGGCAUGGCUUUUAAGAGCAUUUCGGUCGAUGGAGUCACGCCGGUGUUCGACAACAUGGUGGCCCAAGGAUUGGUGCAGCCCAUCUUCUCCUUCUAUCUGAACCGCGACCCCAGCGCCGCGCAGGGCGGCGAGAUCAUCCUGGGCGGCUCUGAUCCGGCGCACUACCGCGGCAACUUCACCUACGUGCCGGUGCAGCCCACCUACUGGCGCUUCCGCAUGGACCAUGUCAAGCUCGGCGAGCACACCUUCUGCGCCAAGGGGUGCUCGGCCAUCGCGGACACGGGCACCUCGCUGAUCGGCGGGCCGGUGGCCGAGGUGGAGGCGCUGAACCGCGCGCUGGGCGCCACGCCCAUCGCCUUCGGCCAGUACGCGCUCGACUGCCAGCUCAUCCCCACGCUGCCCAAGGUGCUCUUCUCCAUCGGCGGCGGCAGCUUCGAGCUGGACGGCGCCGACUACGUGCUGAGGGUGUCGCAGUUCGGCAAGACAGUGUGCCUGUCCGGCUUCAUGGGGCUGGACGUGCCGCCCCCCAACGGCCCCCUCUGGAUCCUGGGCGACGUGUUCAUCGGCAAAUAUUACACGGAGUUCGACGUGGCCAACCAGCGGCUGGGGUUCGCGCCCGCCGUC